UGGCCGACCGUCAACCAACUGACUUUGUAGCGCUUUAAAAAAAACGAAAAGAUUCUGCAUAUUUGGUUUACAUCAUCUUAUGAUAUACAUAAAUUAGAGUUUCUAAUGGUAUUUUCGUCAUUCUAUAGUUAUUCGCAAUUUGGGGAGUACUAUUUUGCCUCGAAUGCCUCACAAAGCUAGAAUUUCGCACUGAAGCACUUUAUUUCAUAUGUAGCUAAUUCCUGAGAGAGGAGUGUCAGGAAAGGGAACAGCAGUUCAUGGAAGACAAGAAAAGGAAGAAAGAAGAUAAAAGGAAAAGGGAGGCUUCCCAGAAGGUCGCAGAACAAAAAAACAAAGUGCCAGAGUUGACCAAGCCUACAUCCACCCAGUCACUGGGCACCCCCAGCGCUGUGUCCCCCAACCCUGGCCCUGCUCCCUCUUCCUCCCCCUCCCCUGCCACCGCGGCUGCCGGCGCCCCCCCUCAGGGCGGGAACAAUGGUAAGCGCUCGGCGGUGGCCAACGGACAGCCCCCCUCCGGCGCCCAGGCCCCCCAGCGCUACAUGCCCCGCGAAGUGCCCCCUCGAUUCCGCUGCCAGCAGGACCACAAAGUGCUACUGAAGAGGGGCCAGCCGCCACUGUCCUGCAUGCUGCUGGGGGGAGGCAAUGGGGGGGGAGGCGCCCCUCUCUCGCAGGGAGACAACCCUGGUGCAACAGCAGCUGCUGCCUCAGAUUCCAGUCCCGGGUCUGCGGGCGCAGCGGCUCCCUCACUGCCCCACUCCUCCUCCUCUUCAUCAAUCGCUGCUUCUUCUACUACUACUUCUUCAAAUUAUGCAAAUUCCACGUGGGGGGCGGGCUCUGGCAGCCAGCCCCCCUCUCAGGGCUGGGAGAAGGUGAUAGUGGAUGGGUCUGACCUGGAGGAGUGGCCCAGCAUUGCGGGCGGAGCCGGGGCGGGGGCAGGGCCGGGGGACGGGGCGGGCGCCGGGGGGGCGGAGGCCGGCGGGACCCUGAGCAGCAGUGCCUCAUGGAGUGACAGACACCUCCAGCAGCAGCAGAAGACGGCGGGGAGUGGAGCGGGGAGGGGCGGCGGCUCCGGCAGCCCGUCCCCGCCUUCCUCCUCCUGUUCGCCCAACGAAUGUACGCAGCCCGGCUGCGGCGUGUGGGGCCCCUCGCCCCAAGCUGGCGGCGCAGCCGCGGGGUCCCUGCCCUCCAAAUCCAAAGCCCCCCCUCUUGCUGGGACUCCAGACGGUUGUGCUGUUGUCAGCGGUGGGAUUCCUGGUGCCAACUUCAACCCCAGCUCCAACCCUUCUGCCUGGCCGGCGCUGGUGCAGGACGGGGCGGCCGGGGCCGGUGCAGCUGCAGCCGAGGGGGCCCUGCCUCCCCUCCCGAACCCGUCAUCCCUCAAUCACCCUGCCCCUUCUGCCAGUCCAGCCGGUCAUCAGCACCAGCUUCACCAAAUGCAAGCCAGGGACAGGGAUCACCUCUGUGGAGGGUGGGGCGGGGAGGGGCCGGAGCCAGGAACAGGACCAAAAAAAGCAGGGGUGGACGGAAGGACGGAGGACGAAACGGAAUGCGGGGGUCCGGGAGGAGGGGACCUGCUGGCGUCCUCGUCCUCCUCCACGGCUUCUUCUUCAUCUUCAUCUUGGAGAGCCCAGCCUUUCUCCUCAGACCCCAAAACGGGUGCCUCAAGGACUGAGCCAUGGGACGGUGCAGUGAGUGGGGGUGCAGCCCCCGGAGAGGGAGGGGAUUCCUGGGGUUACGGCAGUCAGGAGGGGAAAGGGGGCGGCGGGGGGGCGGGCGGCAAAGCCUGGGGAGCGGGAAGCGGGGGCAGCUGUAAGCCCCCCGGGGUAUCUCAGGGAGCGUGGGGCGGGGGUGGCGGGGCAGAGCUUUCAGUUGGGGACUGGGGCAAGAAUGCGGGUGGGGUAGCUGGUGUGGGGGGGGCUAACAAUCCGGCUGGGGGAGGCGGCUGCAGCAGCAACAGCAGCAGCAGUGAGGGUAGCGUCGGCAACCCUCCCACCGCCUCCUCUCCGACAUCGACGACUAUGACAAGAGCUUGGGACAAUCAGAAAGGGGUUGGAGACGGAGGAGCUGGGGAGACAGGGGAGUGGAGAGGUCAAGGGAGGGGCGGGGGAGGCGCCUCGUCGUCCAGCGGCGGCGGGCACUCCAAAGCCGGGAGCGGCGCUCACAAUCAACACCACGGCCACUCCCACCACCGCUCCUACCAGCCCCCUAACGCUGAAGUGGCCUUACAGAACCUGCUCAGCCGAACUGACCUGGAUCCCAGAGUGCUGUCCAACACUGGCUGGGGGCAGACCCAGAUCCGGCAGAACGUGGCGUGGGAUUUAGAGGGAGGAGGAGGAGGAGGAAGUGGUCGAGGUGGAGGUUCCACCGCGUCGUCGUCCUCUGCCAUGAAUAACGCAAGCCUCGCUGGCCCGUACUCCGCUGCCACCAAUUCGGCAACUACUGAUCCAUCGGCCUCUUCCCCUCUCCCCGGGGGGACUCCGAAUGCCAGCCUGAACUCCAACGCUACCUUGACGACGGCGGCGGUCUGCGCGGGGGAGAGCUGGGAGAGCAACAGCAGCAGCGGCGGCAGUAACGCCUCCCUGCCGGUGCGGGGAGCGCCCCCGUCUGGCUCGAGCAUGCGAAAUCCUGGCGCUGUCCAAUCCGGCCCUUUGGCCUCUGGAGGCGGCGUGGCAGGACUGGGGAACCCGGCUGGUGCGCAGGGAAAGAACUCUGGGGGUUGGGGCGGGACCAGCUCGGUGGAGAGCCAAGGGAAGGGGUGGGGAAGCGAGGGGCAGGACUGGCGGGAGCACGGAGCUGGAGGGUGGGGUGAAUUCGGACAACAGGGUACCCCGGCGGGCGGCGGUGGCGGGAGCGGCUGGGGAGUUCAGGAUGAGAAAGGGAUGGGAGGCUGGAAGGACGCAGGGAGGGAGGGGGGCGGCUGGGGUCAGAGGGCGGGGGGAGACUGGGGAGAGCGCGAGCUUAAGUCCGGAACCGGGGGCUGGGGGGAGGGGAAGGGUAGCAGUGGAGGGGCGGGUGGGGACUCGGACGUGGGUACGUGGGGAAGCUGGGACGACGGGGCCCCCAGGAGAGGCUGGGGGGCGGGAGGGGGAGGAGGGGACUCGGGUGGCAAAUCUCACCAGGGCUGGGGCGGCAAACCGCACCAGUCGCAGAUACCAAACAGCCAGGCGGCCGGCCUGAAGGCCCCUGUGCAGCAGCAGCAGCAGCAGCAGCAAUCACAGCCCCAGCAGCAGCCGGCGCUGGACCCAGGGGCCAUGCAAGGGGGCUGGGGAAAGGCGGGGGGUCCUCUCUCCCAGAACCAGAACCAGAACCAGAACCAAAGCUCAGGCUGGACUUCGGGCCCCAUACCUCGCGUGCCCAGCGGCCCCGCCGAGGGCCCGGAGCCGAGCGGCUGGGAGGAGCCCUCGCCCCAGUCCAUCAGCCGCAAGAUGGAGAUCGACGACGGCACCUCCGCCUGGGGCGACCCCAGCCACUACAACUACAAGAGCGUCAACCUGUGGGACAAGAACGGCGCCCCCUCUGGCCAGCCGCAGCCGCUGCACGCUCAGGCUCCGUCUCAGCAGCCGCAGCAGCAGCAGGGGCCCGGCCCGGCCCAGCAGCAGCAGCCAGCGGGAAGGCCCGCCCACCAGCACACAGCCCCUGGCAACAGGGACGCGAACCCUGGACAAAUGGCCGGCAAGGCCUCUGGGAUGGUGUGGGGAAGUGGCGGCACCCCCUCCAGCCCCUCCGUGGAUAAUGGCACAGCCGCCUGGGGGAAGCCCACCGACACGCCCACCGGCUGGGGCGACCCAGAGGAUUCUGGGAAGGCCUCGGGCUGGGGGAACCUCUCCCCCAAUCCCAUUAAAUCUGGUUCAAAGUCUAUGCAAGACGGCUGGGGCGAGGGGGAGGGCUCGGUCAGCGCGUCCCGCCACUCCAGCUGGGAGGAGGAGGAGGAGGGGCCCGGGGUGUGGAGCAGCACGGGCUCCCAGGGGAGCAGCUCCUCCUACAACUCCGGGGGCUGGGGGCAGGGCCACGGGGGCAAGAAGGGCAGCAACAAGGGUGCCCUCAAGGGUGGCGGUGGAGAUUCCUGGAUGAAUCCCAUGACCAGACAGUUCUCGAGCAUGGGGCUGCUGGGCGAGGACCCCAGCGGCAGGCCCUUGGACCUGGCCCCAGGUCCACCCCAGGACAAGAAGCUGGAAGGGGACAAGCGUGGAAUGAACCUGAGCGACUACAACGGGGAGAUUCGCAAAGGUGGCAGGGGAGGAGGUGGAGGGGCAGUCUUCCGUUCGCCCAGUUCCAAAGAUGUGGGGCCUGGUGAGCCAGGGCCUUACUAUGACAAGACGGGUGGCCAUGGUGUGUUUGGUAGCAGUGGAGGAAUGGCUCAGUCUCGUGGGGUGCACCAGCCUAGUGUGCCACCCAUUAACCCGUCCCCAGGGAUACGAGCGCAAGUGCCUCAUCAGUUCCUGUCACCUCAGCUGCCGGGCUCCAUGCUGAAGCAGAUGCCGCCCCCCAGCAGCAACAUGGGGGGAGUGGGAGGCGUGGCCGGCGGGGUGUUCCCGCCCCAGCUCUCCCCCCAGCACAUCGCCAUGCUCAGCAACCUCUACCCUCCUCACAUCCAGUUCCAGCUGGCAUGCCAGCUCCUUCUGCAGCAGCAACCGCAGCAGCAGCAGCAGCAGCAGCAGCAGCUCCUGCAGAAUCAGAGGAAGUUCCCCCAGAACAUACGGCAGCAGCCAGACCCCCAGCAGCUGGCCAGGAUCAUGACAGUUCUUCAGCAGCAGAGGCAGCAGCAGCAGCAGCAGGGUGGAGGUGCGGGCGGGGGCUCAAAGCUGUCCCCCUCUCACUUGGGAGGGGGCGGCCCUAAACCGACAAUGGCUGACCCCCUGUCCCAUCCUGGCCUGGGUGGCUCCUUGGCUGACCUACAUCCAAAAACACAGGCGGGGUACUCUGGGUUUGGUUCGGGAGUGAACCUGUCCGGCUUGGAGAUGGGCUCGAUGGCAGGGGCUCCAGCGGGGAUGAAGGAUGCUGGAGGCCAGCAGUCCCGCUUCAAGUGGAUUAUGGAGGGGCAUUCCCCCGCCCCCUCCCCUCCGGACAGCGCACUUCACAAGAACGGCCCAAUCCCAGCCCCAGUGAAGCUGAGGGGUGGUUCCCCGUACUCCCAGUACGAGCUGCUCGGGGGUGAGGGUUUGGGGAUGCCCCCUCAGGGUCCCUCUGACAACUGGCACAGGACGCCUGGCAACAAGAUGGGAGCCAAGACCGGUUCCUCCAGCUGGCCACCCGAGUUCCAACCUGGAGUGCCCUGGAAAGGAAUUCAGAGUGCUGACCCGGAGUCUGACCCCUACAUGACCCCGGGCAGUGUGCUGGGCUCCUCUGCGACGUCCAGCCUCAAUGACACUGAGCACCAGUUACUGAGAGACAACACAGAGUCCAACCCCGCCCUCAACACCUUGCUGCCUUCACCUGGUGCCUGGCCCUACAGUGCCUCAGACAGCCCCCUCAGCAACGCACACAACUCAGCAAAGUACAAUGAGUACAAGCCCAGCUGGCCUCCCGAUCCAAUUGGACACAACAAGCUGUGGAAGGCAAAUCGGAACAGCUCCCAGCUGCCACGCCCACCGCCUGGACUCACACAUCAGAAACAGCCCUCCCUUUCUCCUUGGACAGGGGGAGGCCCCCGAUUGGCUAGGGGCUGGGGAGGGUCAGGCAACAGCCAAGAAACAAGAUAUGGGCCAGGGUCUGCGUGGAGUGACGGCGGUGCCUCCAAGGGCAGCUGCUGGCUGGUGCUGAGUAACCUCACUCCGCAGAUUGACGGCUCCACUCUGCGUACCAUCUGCGUGCAGCAUGGUCCCCUGCUGACCUUUCACCUUGGCCUGACCCAGGGAAGUGCUCUGAUUCGCUACAGCUCCCGGCAGGAAGCAGCCAAAGCCCAGAGUGCUCUGCACAUGUGUGUACUGGGCAACACCACGAUCCUGGCUGAGUUUGUGAGCGAGGAGGAGGUCGCUCGCUAUUUUGCACAUUCCCAGGCGGGAGGGGGCGGGAGCGGCAGCGGGGGCGGGGCCGUCCCCGGGGCCGGCGGAGGCCAGGGGCCGGCAGGGACGGGCACGGUGGGGGCCGGCAGCGGCGGGAGCACUCCCGGCAGCGAGAGGGAAAGGGAAAGAGCCGCAGCGACAGCAGGAGGCGGAGGAGGAGGAGCAACAGCAGCUGGAGGAAGUAAUGGAGGAGGAGCAAGUGUGGCAACCGUGGGGCCUUCCGCCUCCGGCUGGCAAAGCCUGGACAGCACAAGCAGCUCUCCAGACCCCUCCUCAGCCCAAGGACCGGGGCUGAGCAUUUUUGCCCAGUGGAGCAGCAAUGGGGCCGGGGGAGGGGGAGUGGGUGGAGGUACGGGGAGCGUGGAGCCUGGGCGGCAGGGGCUGUGGGGUGCCAUGACCCCGGGGUACCCCAGCAGCAGCCUUUGGGGGGCACCCACCAUGGAGGACAGGCACCAGAUGGGCAGCCCAGCCGCACUGCUGCCCGGGGACCUGCUGGGAGGGGGGGGGCGACUCCAUCUGACUGACAGACACGUACAUAAAUACACUUACUGACUGACACACAGACACGUGAGGACAUAAGCACUCGGACUACACCGGUACACACAAAGGCGCGCUCACAUGCUCUGACACACACAUUUCAUCAACACACAAGGACUUUUCAACUGCGCAAACAGUGAGCAGCACCAGUGUGCACAUGCUCUCUCACGUGCGCGUGCACACACACACACACACACACACACACACACACACACACACACACACAUACAAACAAUACACAAACAAACAACCUCUCCCUUAAAUGAAGAUUUCAACAGCAAGACUUGAAUGAAAGAAAAAAAAAAAGCCAAUCAGAAUCAAAGACAGGCUCAGCUGGGUGAAAUUGAACCUGCAGUAGGACAGAAAAACACACAGACCGAUACAAAGAGAGAUUUACACUUCGACUCGCGCUGUAAAAACAUGGCUUGCAUCACGUGGAUGGACUGCGUGAUAUCGGAUAUAUGGUUUUGUUAUUGCUCCCAUAGAAAGACAGAAUCAAACACACACCUCCACACACACUGCUCUGAUAUUUGACAAGCGAGCCUUGUGUUGUUUUUGUUUUUUUUGUUUUUUUGGGGCAGUAAUGCAGUGUCUUUCCCUCAGAUGCUGUCCUUUUUUUCCACCUUUCCUAAAUCAAGUUCAUUGUUCUGACUGUUGUUAUUUCUGUUAAAUCAAUUUCAUGAGGUGCCCUCAUGUUUCCAUGGUCAUGAAAGGCUGGUGAGGAAGAAAAAAAAUGUUUUGAGCGUGUAUGUGUCAGGGAAGGUGAGAGUGGGAAUUACGGAGUGAGGUGUGUGUUUAUCUGUCGUGCUUCAGAAGGUGAAUGAGUAUGCGUAAGACAGCAGCCUACAGCAGGUGUGUGUGCUCUGAAAAAAACGUAUUCAAGUAUGCGUGUUGUAUGCAUGUUUAAGAAAAUUGGCACUAAUGAAUAUUUUUUUCUUUUAUGUUUUGUUUUUAUCAGCCUUUUGUUUUAUUAUUGCCUGCAUCGCAAUAAUUAAAGAUAAUUUUUAAAGUCGCAACCAACUGAAGGCAUGUGUAGAGAGAGAUGCCAAAUUGUAUUACACGGAGUUGAGCUGGAUGGGUGUUUACGGACACCUUAAAAAGUUACGAUUUGUUUUAUUUGUUGUUGUUUAAAUGUUUUAAAUUAAGACAGGCUUUAACACUCCUGUUAAGUUUUUUUUUGUUUUAAGAUUUUACAAAGGAAAAGAAAUUAAUUUAAACAAUAAGAACAAGAAGGAUAAUAAAGGUUGAUAUAUAUGUUGUGCUCGUUACGUUGCAUUAGAUGUUAACAGAUUUUGUGUUUGCAAUUUAAAACUUGUUUUCUGUUGAUAUUCAGAGGUGCACGCCCCCUCCCCCUGUUUUGCCACACUUGCACAUGUGUUGGUGGCUAUGCUAGAUUUUCUCUGCUCUCACUCUCACUCUCACUCCACUGUCUGUCUUGUAUACUCCCUCUCCUCUGUCUCGCCAGUGCUCUGGCCGGCCUAUGCUUUGUCUCCAUUCAAAACUCUUUCCAGGUUACCAACUCCUGUUAUAUCUUCUACUGUCUACAAAUGUUCUUUAAAUCCAGUGAGCUGCAGCUGACAAUUUUUUUUUUUUUGCCCCUAGUACUGUUUCUAGACAGUUUGAAGUAAGACUGAUCUGUAUUUUGGGGGAUUUUAGCACUGCCUACACACAAACACUACUAAAGGGCCAGUGACAGUGUCAAUUGACUUCAUAGAAAGUAUCCAUAUUGGUUUUCCAUGUAUUAUGUUUUUUUUUUUCCUCCUCUGUCCAAGUGAGGCAUUAUCUCAGUUGAUCAUCACAGUCACUGUUAUGGGGCUGUUUUUGUUUUUAUGGCAUUUGUUUGUUUGGUUUUUUUUUUUUUUUUUUGCUAUUGCGGCCUUCAAGUGUCUGGUGGGCUACAGUACACGAUCUUGUCUUGAUUUCCUGUUUUUCCUCUGUCCUGCUUAAAUUCUGUUUUGAGAGUUAUUUUGGAACUGGUUCUGUGAAGUGCAGAAUUUGUUCUCUCAGCCCGUUAGAACUAUGGAUGUAACCAGAAGUCCACUGUGACACCCAGGAUUAGUACCAGGGACCAUAGUCGUGAGUGUAAAGUCUGAAAGAUGGUACAUUUUCUCUGUGGUCGGCAUUGUCGUGGACUAACCGAGACACACUGUACUGUAAUAUCUGGUUUAGGCAGCCGCCAGCUCUUUAAGGUGUGAUUUAGUUGCUGGCCUGUGUUAAGGCCGGUUUGCCCACUCCACUCCCUUCAGUCUCAUGAGCCAACCUGGACCUGACCAGCACUGCAUUGUUGGGAGAGGGGCCUGCAGCUCAGUGCUGGAAUGGAAUUGAGUGGGUUGGAGGUAGAAUAACAUGGAACUGAAGCUUUAACAGCAGACGGGGGUUGCCUAGCUCUGGAUCUUUAAACUAACAGCUGGAUCUUAUUGGCCGAACUUCAGUUUUUUUGAUAUCAGCAUUUACAUUUUCUACAUGUUAUUUCCAUGAAGCUGUUUUUGUGUUUUUUUUUUUGCUUGUCAGGGAUUAGUUUACAGUUGCAUAAAUAUACACAUGGACAACAUACUAAAGUAACUACUGGAGUUUUUCCUCAGUGUGUGAGGCUUAAGAUUUUUUUUAUUAAACUGAGGGACAUUUUUGUCAAGGCUGUGUAAUUAUAUACAUGUACAAUGUAAUGUAAACAAAAUGAAUACCUUUGGGGGGUGGGAAGAGGGGGAUGGGAGUGCA
Molecule: messenger RNA, 9254 nt
Organism: Megalops cyprinoides (Indo-Pacific tarpon)
Lineage: Eukaryota; Metazoa; Chordata; Actinopteri; Elopiformes; Megalopidae
Gene: tnrc6b
Product: trinucleotide repeat containing adaptor 6B
Exons: 21
Coding region: 258-6554 (2098 amino acids)
Biological process (GO): positive regulation of nuclear-transcribed mRNA poly(A) tail shortening; miRNA-mediated post-transcriptional gene silencing
Cellular component (GO): nucleoplasm; P-body
Molecular function (GO): nucleic acid binding
Source: RefSeq, a predicted model, not a curated record